Aureobasidium musti is the source of this 711-nucleotide messenger RNA. Lineage: Eukaryota; Fungi; Ascomycota; Dothideomycetes; Dothideales; Saccotheciaceae. The record is from the annotation of a GenBank genome assembly.
UUGCGGAUACAGUACAAAAUGUUCGACCGAUGGGUUCGUGAGCCCUACCGCCUCGCCACUACAGACGACUAUACCUCACGCUUCGCAACUUCAUGGUUCCUCUCGCCUCUGCAGCUGGCCAUAUGGCGCGGCAUCGUCGCNUUUUAUGCCUUUGUUGUCAUCUUCGUCAAUCUGGGCCAUGAAGGCAGUGUAAACGCAGGCCGAUCGUUUAGUUACUUUACUGUGCUCGGCUAUUGGGGACUGGCUUUCUACUACGCCCAUGCGCUCAAUUCUGUUAUGGCGUUCGGCGAGAUUGUGUUGCCUCGGACUCUGCCGCAUCCUUGGUUCAACAUAAUUCCUCUGAUCGUCUUGCUCGCACUUUACCUCGGCCUCGCCUAUCUUACUCACACGACUCAACACUUCUACGUGUAUCCCUUCCUAGACCCGNNUAAGCAUAUAUCUCAUGUUGAUCUCGAAAUACUUUCGCAUGCUUACUGGAGCAAUAGUCAGAACGGCAGGGGCUUGAUUGCUGGAGCCUGCAUUGGCAUCCUGGCCGCCGCAAUCGUCGUCUUUGUCAUCGUCUAUUUCUUGAUCAAGCUGCGCGAGUGGAUCACCGAGACCAAACUUGGACUUUACGGAAACCUGUCUACUCGCAACGGCAGAUUGAUCAAGAGUCAAACUCAUGAGACUGUUGAGAUGGACCACAUCAGAACCAAGGAUUCUGCAGUCUAG